Anopheles cruzii is the source of this 1760-nucleotide messenger RNA. It is a transcript of the gene 14-3-3epsilon, whose product is annotated as 14-3-3 protein epsilon. The transcript is spliced from 5 exons. Gene Ontology annotation, cellular component: cytoplasm. Gene Ontology annotation, biological process: signal transduction. The record is from RefSeq and is a predicted model, not a curated record. NCBI's taxonomy places the organism in Eukaryota, Metazoa, Arthropoda, Insecta, Diptera, Culicidae. Bases 460 to 1230 code for a protein of 256 amino acids.
GUGACUCUCUAGCAUCGGUUUGCCGGGCUUCGAGCGUGGUUUUUCCAGCCAAAAAGGCACCGUCCUCGGUUUUACGGUGCAAAUAACAGGCCCCACAAAGUUCUGCUUCCGUAGAAACGCGGGUGCCGGAAAUUUGCUGCAUCUCCCUCCCGCGGGCCACCGGGGAGUCGUAGAAGAGCGAGCGAGAGCAACCGCGCCUGUGGUGGUGUGCGUUAGGAUAGGCGAUAGGUGUGUGUGCGUGAGUAGUGGUGAGUUUGGAAAAGCCAUCGUAGCAGUCAGCGCCGCCAGAGAGUAGGCAGAGUGAAGCGCAAGUAGCAGAGCAAGAAAGUAGUGUGUGGUUGAUCGUCGUCAGAGCCGUGUCCGUCACCAGCCAGUGGAACCGCGAUUCGAGAAGCAAAAGGAGAGUUUUAUUAAUACUAUAAAAACCGAAACCGAAACCUCUUUUUGAAGUUCUUCAAAAUGUCGGAACGCGAAAACAACAUCUACAAGGCGAAGCUGGCCGAACAGGCUGAGCGAUACGACGAAAUGGUGGAAGCGAUGAAGAAGGUUGCUUCGAUGGAUGUGGAGCUGACGGUGGAGGAGAGAAAUUUGCUGUCGGUAGCCUACAAAAACGUUAUCGGAGCACGCCGUGCAUCAUGGCGGAUAAUUUCAUCGAUUGAGCAGAAGGAGGAGAACAAGGGGGUGGAGGAGAAGCUGGAGAUGAUUAAGAACUAUCGUUCGCAAGUGGAGAAGGAGCUGCGCGACAUCUGCUCGGACAUUCUCGAGGUGCUCGACAAGCACCUGAUUCCGUGCGCCACCACCGGCGAGAGCAAGGUGUUCUACUAUAAGAUGAAGGGCGACUACCAUCGCUACCUGGCCGAGUUUGCCACCGGUGGGGACCGAAAGGAUGCGGCCGAAAAUUCACUUGUUGCGUACAAGGCCGCCAGCGACAUCGCUAUGACCAACCUUCCACCAACGCACCCGAUCCGGUUGGGAUUGGCUUUGAACUUUUCAGUAUUUUAUUACGAAAUCCUGAACUCUCCGGAUCGUGCCUGCCGUCUAGCGAAAGCUGCGUUCGACGAUGCAAUUGCCGAACUGGAUACUCUCAGCGAAGAAAGUUACAAAGAUUCGACUCUUAUCAUGCAGUUGCUGCGAGAUAACCUUACCCUAUGGACAUCCGACAUGCAGGGUGACGGUGAAGGAGAACAGAAAGAACAGAUCCAGGAUGUUGAAGACCAGGACGUGUCGUAAUUUGCACGCGACUCGUUUUAUGUGUGAGUUUAUUUUAUUAAUUAAAGGAGAAGAUAAGAGAUAAGCAUUACGAAAUAAGAAAAUAAACAUAAGAAAUACACACAGAAAAACACACGGACAUAGCAGAGCAGAGCAAAAAGGCAGAAAAGAGAACAGAAAAGAAGAAAACACGGGAUGCAGAAUAAUAAUGGAACGAACGAAAACACACAAAAAUCAUGGAAAAAUGAUCAAACUCAGCAAAAAAGCAACAAGUUUCGCAGCAGCAGCAGCCGUUUAAUAGCAGCAAUUCCCGGAAAAGAACGCCCAGGGCACAGAAAUACUAAUUGAAUUGGUGUAUCGUCGUGGUGGUCUCUUGGUAGCAGCAAGCAAAGUUGUGUUGAAAAAUGUGUAUGGAGGAAGAAGAUAGUAAGAGCGAGAGCGAGAGAGCUAUGGGAAGUUAUCAUUUAUUCAUUCAACCUACAAUACACACGUGUGAAAAGCGAUUUAUCUCUUAAAAUACAGCAAUGAUGAUGUAAAGCAAGCAGCAAAAG